AUGGAUGUGGUCCUGAAAGACAGCUCUUUCCAACAGGCCAACACAUCCUAUGGUGUAAGAUCGUCUGGUGAAGAAGAGACUGUGAUUGGCAUUUACCUCCUGCUCCUGGGCUGGUUCUCAUGGUUGGGGAAUGGAGCUGUAUUCUGCAUUAUGUGUAGACGCUGGAAAACUUUGGACUCCCAGGAUCUUCUGACAUUUAACCUUGCAGUGUCUGAUGCUGGAAUCUCCAUUUUUGGCUACUCUCGAGGAGUUGUGGAGCUGUUUCAUGGACUAGGGAAAGAUGGUUUCUGGACUUGCAAUGUUGAUGGCUUUCUGAUACUCCUCUUUGGCCUGAUUAGCAUUAACACUCUUACAGCAAUCAGUCUCCUUCGCUAUGCCAAGGGAUGCCGUCCCCAUCAAGCUCACAAAGUGGAUAAAGACUUCAUUUCAGUGGCCAUUCUUGUCAUCUGGAUCUCUGCUAUUAUCUGGGCUGGAUCUCCAGUUUUGGGUUGGGGCAGCUUCAUAGAAAGCAAGUAUGGUACAUGUGAAAUAGACUGGUCUCUUACCACAAGUUCCACACCAUACAAAUUUUACGUCAUCGGUGUCUUCCUUUCGGGCUUCUUCAUUCCAGUGAUGAUAAUGAUCUCCUGCUAUGUGUCAAUCAUCCGGGCUGUUCAGGAAAGCCACAGAAGUUCACGUGGUGGGGAUAUCAGUCAGCGGCAACUAAUGAUAGAAAGGCAAAUCACACGGGUGUCAUUUGUUAUCUGCACAGCAUUUGUGCUAGCAUGGUCUCCAUACGCUGUUAUAUCGAUGUGGUCGGCUUGUGGUUAUCAAGUGCCAGCACUUACCACAGUGGUAGCCACACUCUUUGCCAAAUCAGCAAGUUUCUAUAAUCCAAUGAUAUACUUGGGCCUUAGCCCUAAGUUUCGACAUGAGCUUCGCGCCUUGCUUUGCUGCACACCACAAAAGAAAGAUCUGCCUUUAGAUUGUGAACAACCAGUGAAGCCCUAUGAAGAAUCUAAGAGACAGUCAGAGGACUCCAGACAAACCAAUCGGAGGACAGAAAACAUCAUGAUGACUAAAAGCUCUUUAUCGCAACAGAAUAAUAUUGCAAAUGAAGGGUCAGAAAAUGGAAAAGUAUGA
Bufo bufo (common toad) is the source of this 1122-nucleotide messenger RNA. RefSeq names its product visual pigment-like receptor peropsin. Gene Ontology annotation, cellular component: membrane. Gene Ontology annotation, biological process: G protein-coupled receptor signaling pathway. Lineage: Eukaryota; Metazoa; Chordata; Amphibia; Anura; Bufonidae. The transcript is spliced from 6 exons. The record is from RefSeq and is a predicted model, not a curated record. The coding region runs from base 1 to 1122 and encodes 373 amino acids. Gene Ontology annotation, molecular function: G protein-coupled receptor activity.